Molecule: messenger RNA, 1557 nt
Organism: Carassius auratus (goldfish)
Lineage: Eukaryota; Metazoa; Chordata; Actinopteri; Cypriniformes; Cyprinidae
Product: alpha-tubulin N-acetyltransferase 1-like
Exons: 11
Coding region: 209-1111 (300 amino acids)
Biological process (GO): alpha-tubulin acetylation
Cellular component (GO): microtubule
Molecular function (GO): tubulin N-acetyltransferase activity
Source: RefSeq, a predicted model, not a curated record
ACUAGCGCUCCUCCAGUGCGCACUAGUGAGGGAAGGGAGUGACACAGACACAAUGGGAGGACAGAAACAGCAUCGAUAACAGCGCUCUACAGCUGUGCCUUUAAAGCAGCCUGCUGCUGAACUGCUGUCUGAAGUGCACUGUGAUUAAUGCAUCUGAAUCUGCUGCAGGGCAUUAGUAUUGUCUCAAGAUUUCACAUCUGUCCUUCCAAUGGAUUUCCCUUUCGACAUGAACGCGCUCUUCCCCGAGAGAAUUACAGUGCUGGAUAACAGCUUGAGUGCAGGUCGGAGAGCGCAUGGGAGACCAGAUCCUCUUCUUCAGAUCAGCACAGUUAUAGAUGAGCUGGGCAAAGCCUCCGCUAAGGCCCAGCAGCUGCCUGCUCCUAUAACCAGUGCAGCGAAGCUCCAGGCCACCAGACAUCAUCUCUACCUCCUGAAAGAUGGAGAACAGAACGGCGGGAGGGGUGUUAUCGUUGGAUUUCUGAAGGUUGGCUACAAGAAGCUGUUUUUACUUGACCAACGGGGGGCGCAUUUGGAGACUGAGCCAUUGUGUGUGCUGGAUUUCUAUGUGACAGAAACUCUGCAGAGACAUGGCUACGGGCUCCAGCUCUUUGACUUCAUGCUGAAACACAAACGGGUGGAGCCUGAACAGAUGGCGUACGAUAGACCUUCUCCUAAAUUCCUGUCAUUUCUAGAAAAGCACUAUGAUCUCAAGAACAGCGUGCCUCAGGUGAAUAACUUUGUGGUGUUCAGUGGAUUCUUCCCGAGUAGAUCAGGAACACCUCCCUCCCCUUCGAUGGAUCAGGGGAUGUAUGGAUUUUUCGGUCCAAUUGAGAAAAGUUCCCCCAAAAAAGCCAGAGGGAGAGAUCAAACCCUAUUCACUGAUGGAAAGAGAAGUGGUUCGGGAGGAGCAGAGGGCUCUCCCCUGGCCGUUCGUUCGCCCCGCGGGUCCCCCUCUUUCUCCCCCUCUGCUUCCGUCAUCUCCUCAAUCCCGUUGUCUCAGUGUGGGAUCCUCCCCCAGCCGGGCCCUGCUCCGGCCCGCCGUGGCCCCCGGGAGCCCCUCCCACCAGCUCAACGACAGCUGCAGGGCAAGACGCACCAGCUCUCUAAAUAGAUCUAGGCUCAGCUUUCAUUGACCCUCAGUCUUUAACUUCACUGUCUUAAACAUUUAGCUAGUUCCAAUUAAACGAAUGGUUCACCCAGAAAUGAAAAGUAGCUGAAAAUCUACUCACCCUCAGGCCAUCCAAGAUGUAGGUGAAUUUCAUGGGAACAGAUUUGGAGAAAAUUAGCAUUAAAUCACUUGCUCACCAAUGGGUCCUGUGAAGUGAAUGGGUGCCGUCAGAAUGAGAGUCCAAAUGGCUGAUAAAAACGUCACAGUAGUCAGCACAUCUCCAGUCCAUUAUUAGCAUCCUGUGAAGGUAAAGCUGAAAUCCAUCAAGAUGUUUUUACGCUCAAACUGUUGUAUUCAGCUAAAAUAUGAGUCAUCUCUCCAUGGUAUUUGAUGAUAUUCAUGUUUUUAUCAGUUGUUUGGACUCUCAUUCUGACGGCACCCAUUCACUG